AUGGAGCGUGCUGCUGUAAACGGACAUAAUUCGGGACCUUCGGAAGGACAACCUUACACGAAUGGCUUUCAUGAUCACACCAUGGAGGAACUUGAGCGUGAACUUCCUGUUGUUCAUGAUGGGCAAGUGCCGCUAGGAGAGCUUGUAUCGCGGACGGUCCAGGCGAUUUAUGCCGAGCUCUCAGAAUUAGCGGAAACGCUUCCGAAUAUGUCCGAUACUGCUCGAAAACGGACAUUGGCGGAUUGGGUGGUGCAGACGAAGAGGCAGGUAGUGAAGUUAUACGCAGUGGUGAAGUGGGCGCGUGAUGCGGAUGUUGUACAAAAAGCCAUGAAUGUCACAGCAUUCCUCAUGGACCAAAACCGCCAGUUUGAGGAUGCCAUUCACGGACUAAAAUAUGCCAAAGACAGCCUUGAUCCGGCUAGGUUGCGGAAUCAUGAUCUACUGACCUCCUUGGAUGUCCUCACCACCGGCUCUUAUCGGAGGCUGCCCUCUGCGAUCAAGAAAUUGGUCGUUCCUAUCGCACCUCUUUCAGAUGACGAAGUUGCAAAAACACUGACCGAUGUUGAAGCAGCGAUACGCUUUAGACUUAAGAUGACCGAGAUCAUACCUGCCGAGAUGUCUCAAUAUCGCAUUGGCAAGGCACUCUUUCGAUACGAUUUCGGCAAUACUGAACUGGCCUUACAGCUGAUGGUCGCGUUAACUUCGUCGUACCAAAACUAUUCGAGACUUCUCUUUGCGUUCGGGGUGCUGAGAAGGAUGAUGGCUGGUUUUUUGUCAAUGUCGAGUUUUUAUUUACUGUUGGCGGAGAUCGGACUGGGAUGCAAGGUAGAAUGGCCUAUCUUCCUUCAUCGUCAUGGUUCUCAUUCGUCCUCAGAGUUCCCUCGCAAACCAACUGGUCUGCUCAAGAGGCACAUAACAGACGAGGCCGAUGCUCGCCUUGCGUUCUACCUUCCUCUUCUCCCUAACCAAGGUCCGCCUCCUGAGAAAGAAGCGCCUACACGACCUCAACUUCCUGAAGGGGUCUCUGACGCGCCCCUCGUACGUGUUUUCAAUUUUCUCCAGAUGAUGUCGUUGUCAUACCAGCUGGAGAUAUUGUGGUAUCAAGCUGAGAGGCUCCGCUCUUUAGGCUGGGCCGAAUUCCUGAGAGUCCGAAUGACACCUAAUCGCCAGUCGAUGUCCAUUUCAUAUUGGAUGUUUGUGUCACAGCUUAAUCUUAAUCUUCUGGGGCCUUCUAAUGUACCAUACAGACGAAAGUCGCCACCUCACCUUCCUGGAAGACCCGCCCCUCAACGAUCCAAAAUCCCUGGCCUUGGCGGCACACUUACCAUAUCUAUUGUACGAAUACCGACCCCUCCAAAGAAUAAGGCGAAUCGUUCCCCGAGAGCUCGCGUUCUUGCAGAAUUGCAAGAGAAAUCAAAACUUGAUGGUGGGCGCCCUUCAGACGACAUUGAACCUUUGAGGUUUGAAAUAAAGUGGGAGCCGGAGAAAGGUGCACUAGGUGUGAUGACCCCCUUUGAAGAUAUUCGACUUCCACAGGCCGAAUUAUCCAUAGAUCCAGACAAUCUUGACAUCGAAGCUAUUUUACGAAAGGUGAUCAAGAGACACACGGAAGCGAUUUUGAAUGCUAUCAAGUUCCAACUUCAACAUGCACCGUCCACCCGCAGUAUAUUCUCUCCUCCGGGAGAGGUCAGUCUUGUCGUAGAAGAUGGAGUGUACGCCUUGCGUACACACCUCUGCGCAGACGAAGUCGUCAUUAUAACAAUCGAUUCGAGGACAGGACGCCUGAAUCUACGAGAUACUGGAGAUCUUGCUGCAGCUGGUAGAGGAAGACGUUUCGCCUUGAUCACUGAGAAGCUCAAUGAGAGCCCGAAUCUGUUGGCCGAUGCCCUCAUCCGGCUGAAAUUCACCACGAUCACGGACCUAGCAGAACAAAGGGCCAAUUAUUUAGGGCUUCAGAGUUACCGUACUCGGAACUUUUCUCGAGAAGAGCUGCAAAAGCUGGGACCGUCUGCGCGGGGUAUGCUGUACAUUCAACUUGCGAAGUUCCCUUUGCAUUACCUUGUCCUGGUCAUUACCGAUGAAGACUUCCGAUACGCUCUCAUUUCAGCGGAGGUUCUGCAAGACACGAUGUUCCACGAUAUGACCAUGAAAGACAUAGGAUGGUUGGAUGUACGACGGGUACAUGGUGAUCAAAUUACUGUAACAUUGCGCAACGGGCCACACACAGAACCAACUACUGGACAAAAGCGGAAACGUGACCCGAGUGACGAGCCAGAUUCGAUGGACCCGGCGGAAAUGUAUACACCGCGUUUCAACUUGGAGACACAAGUGCUCCGUGAGCUAUACGCAUAUUGUUGUGCCCGAGUUGCAUACUACAAGAUAGAACAACAGUUCAAGUCGCGUAGUAUCCCCUACACCAUUGUAAGCUCCGCAGCCACCGCUCAACUCCCAGAGCUUGCGCACAUUCAGUCCUCCCUGGCCCACUCCAUCCCAGCCCUCUGCGUCGAAUCAUCCGUCAUCCUCUCUGGUGCUCCCGCUGCAGAAGCGGCAAUGCCAAACAUUCGGGUGAUACCGCUGAACUGGUGGUCUGACAGGCAAGCGCAGGUCGUAACAUGUGUAAAAUUGAAGUACGUUCAGCAACCCGUUGGCAAGAGGGCAGGGAGCACUGUGAUUCGGCCAUCCAAGAGAAUCAUAUACGAUACCACUGAGGCUAUCGUCUCUUUUCUUUCCGAAGACGUUGACAAAUGUGUGGAUGAAUUCCUGGAGGAAUGGGCACGCGUGUCCAAGAUGGUUGUCAUCGCUCUUGCGGAAAUGUCGCGUAACAAGAAAUGGAAGGGUGUGCGACUGCUCUCGUUCGACCUGCAAACUGUGGAAUUCGCAUACGCUGCUGAUUACGCUGUAUCGAUCACUUGCACAGACCAGCUGUCGCCUACGGGCGGCUCAUAUGACAUGCAGUUCUCUCGGGUAUGCAGCAUUACAGACGAUCAUCCGAUGGGCAGAGAUGAUCAAGCGCAGUAUAAUCCUCACGAAGACCUAGAACCAUUUCUCCGCAACCUCCUCCGACAUGGCCGGCUUGCACCGAGUCUACAGCGCCUAGUGCGGCUGCUGAGGGAUACAUUACCUAUCGUCGCGGAACUAGACGCCAUCAGCCUGAGCGCAGCAGAGAGUGGGGAGAACGUGGAUGUAUUCCCCAAGGCAGCCGGCUGGUUCAGGGUGCUCUAUGGUGACUUUAGACAUGCCCUCGACUUCCGAUUAAUGACCGGUGGACGUGUUGCGAUGAUCGACGGCGCUACCUCACUUUUCUUCGCGGAUGCGCCUAGGUCAUCGACUUCUGCGGGUGGUUCCCUCACGAAACCAUCCAAGUCAUCUCAUAUAUCUUCAAGUGCAAGCUUAGAUAGCACAGCUCUCCUGCAACCUAUUCCAGACUUUACGACUCUUGUGGAAGGUGCGGCGCGGGACGUGCUGGCGCGCACCUCGCCCAACCGCCAUAUCGCACCAAUCGAUAUUGGCGUGGUGUGUAGCACUGCAGCUGUUCGUGAGGUGGGAAGGGUAUUGCAUGAGCGGAUACUAGGGCGUCUCAAGUCAUCCAACGGAAGAGAGUGA
Messenger RNA from Fibroporia radiculosa, 3603 nucleotides. RefSeq lists its product as uncharacterized. The coding region runs from base 1 to 3603 and encodes 1200 amino acids. The record is from RefSeq and is a predicted model, not a curated record. The transcript is spliced from 16 exons. Lineage: Eukaryota; Fungi; Basidiomycota; Agaricomycetes; Polyporales; Fibroporiaceae. Gene Ontology annotation, molecular function: transcription coregulator activity. Gene Ontology annotation, cellular component: core mediator complex; mediator complex. Gene Ontology annotation, biological process: regulation of transcription by RNA polymerase II.